Molecule: messenger RNA, 4106 nt
Organism: Toxotes jaculatrix (banded archerfish)
Lineage: Eukaryota; Metazoa; Chordata; Actinopteri; Toxotidae
Gene: gabpb2a
Product: GA binding protein transcription factor subunit beta 2a
Exons: 7
Coding region: 159-1589 (476 amino acids)
Biological process (GO): positive regulation of transcription by RNA polymerase II
Cellular component (GO): nucleus
Molecular function (GO): protein binding; transcription cis-regulatory region binding
Source: RefSeq, a predicted model, not a curated record
CUCUAGCUUCCACCUCCGGUGUCGCGGAGCCGCCAUAUUUGUACCAGAUAAAACACAAAAAAUACCUGUUUUUAAACCCCUCCCCGACAGGUGAACACCUGUCAGAAUCUGAUUUACUUCGGGAGACGUAAAUUCGCGGGAAUCUCCGAGAGAAGAAGAUGUCGUUGGUGGACCUGGGGAAGCGUCUGCUGGAGGCGGCUCGUAAAGGUCAGGACGAUGAGGUCAGGAACCUGAUGGCCAACGGAGCUCCGUUCACCACGGACUGGUUGGGGACGUCCCCACUCCAUCUGGCCGCUCAGCACGGACAUUACUCCACUGCUGACGUCCUGCUGAGGGCCGGCGUCAGCAGAGACGCCCGCACCAAGGUGGACAGGACCCCGCUGCACAUGGCCGCCGCCGAGGGACACACCGUCAUCGUGGAGCUGCUGGUCCGGAGUGGUGCAGACAUCAAUGCCAAAGACAUGCUGAAGAUGACGGCUCUGCACUGGGCCGCUCAGCACGGACACCACGGCGUGGCCGAGACCCUCAUCAAACACGGCGCCGACGUGCACGCGCUCAGUAAGUUCGACAAGACGCCGUUCGACAUUGCGGUCGACAUCCAGAACACCGAGCUGAUGCUGCUGCUGCAGGAAGGCAUGCAGAAUCAGGUAAACAUGAACCAGGUGAACAUGAACCAGGUGAGUAUGAACGUGGAGACCAGCACCACCACCAACCAGCCACAGUUCAUCAUCCAGGGAAUACCUGCCAUACAGGGUGGGGUGGUCAACCUGGCCGAGCUGCUCAACAAGGCCAACGCAGGUGUGAACGCACGCACACGCACUCACACGCACACGCACUCACACGCACACACACUCACACACACACACACACACACACACACAGCUGUUAAACAAAUGUGGGGAUAUGAUUUUAAUGUUUGUGUUUCAGGAGAUUCUGAGGAGGCGAUGGCAGCCAGCGCUCUGGAUUCCAACAUCCAGCACGCCACUGUUGUUAACGAGGGGGGGCAGAGAGUCAUCACCAUAGUAACGGACCAGCACGGCAACCUACAGACCACCGGAGGGAUGGCACAGCCGUUCUUUGUUACCAUGCAGCACGGACAGCAGAUGCUGGCAGUGCCAGCCAACACAGUGACGGAGGAGGUGGUGACGGAGGAGCCUCAGCCUCCACCGUCCAGAAAGAGGAAGCUGGAGGUGACCAACAACCACAACGACACAGGAGAGACGGAGCUGUUGCAGAGGCAGCUGCAGGAGGCCAACAGGAAGGCGCAGGAGUACCGGCAGCAGCUGCUGCGUAAAGAGCAGGAGGCCGAGGAGUACCGCAUCAAGCUGGAGGCCAUGGCCCAGAGUCAGGCCAACAGCAGCAGCACCACCACGGCCGCCAUGACCGCCGGCAGCACCGCCGCCAACUCCGCAGCCAGCCCCGAGGAGGUGGUGGGAGGGGAGGAGGACGAGGAGGAGGGGGCCGCCAGUGUGGUGGAGGAGGAGGGAGAGAUGGUGGUGCUGCAAGAGGGAGGUAUUAUUAUGGAGGGUGAGGAGGGUCAGGUGACGCUGGUGGAGACGGGGGGAGAGACAACGGAGGUCAGCUCGUAACAGAGAGGGAGGGGAGGACGGGCUGAGGAGGGGGUGAUACCGACAAAAAGACACAUCAUAACAGAAGAGGGUUGGUUUAACUCGCAGGUUUGCAUUUAACAGAGAGCGAUGGAGGCGAAGGACGGGAGAGACAAAAUGGCCUUCCAGAAACGUUAGGACGAGAAAGACAGACUGAAAAGAGACUAAACAAACACGAUGGAGGAUUUCAGUCGUGCAACAUUCUGCAUCCCUGAAAAAUUUAAUAAUACUUUGGGGAACGAGAAGCAAAAUGGCUUCCCCAAGAAAACAGAACAGUACAAAGACAGAGUGACGGAGGCCUAAACAAACAUGGUGGUGGAAUUUAGUCAAGCACCAUUUUGAAUCCCUGAAUUUUUUUUGGCACAAUUGAGAGGAGUGACAAAAUGGCUUCUCCAGUGGGACAAGAAGGUCAAAUAGACUAAACUAACCUGAUGGUGGUCAUGGUCGGUCAUGCACCAUUUGGAAUCUCUGAAGAUUUGCUACCAACGUGUGAGAGAGGAGAAGGAAAAUGGCUUCCCCAAGAAGACACAACAGUCAGGAACAAAACCUGGACUGAAAACAGACCACACAAACAUGAGGGUAGAUUGCAAUGCCCCAUUCUGAGUUUCCACUAGUUCUCUUAACAGAAUGCUUACUUAAUAGGGAUACAAAAUGGCUGCUGCAGAUGGAAAUGAAGUUGGAUGAAUGGGUCAGAGAGAUGGAGAGGAAUAAGGAGAAAGAUGAACCCAGGAGGAGGUGGGACCUUCGCUGGAAGGAAAAUGAGCUUUGUUGUUUUUUGUUUCAGUUGUAAUCAGUGGUCAGUCAGGAUGUCGUGUUCAGGAGGACGGUCCUCCCUGUGUGUUUGCUUAACAUUGCUUUAACGCGUCAUUUUGCUUCCCCAGCUGAACUCUGAGCAAACGCAGAAUGAUUGAACCUGACGGCGGCUGCUUUGUGCAACAUAUGUGAUCAUACAGCAGGAAUUUAGCAUUUUAGUUUGUUUUCACAGCGUUUUAGAUGCUGUGAAAACGAAUGGUUUUCCCUCUCUAGCUAUUUGUAUCCCUUUGUUUCUGUUGUAUUCAGUUUCGCUGGUUAAUCCCUGAACCAACUGAGCUGUUUGUCUGAUGCCUUCUUAACUCUACGUCUUGAUAAACUGGGACCACGUUGCCCUCUGCCCUAAGAACCCAGUUACUCCAACUUUGCUGUGGCUUGCACCAUUUUGCUUCCUCAGAAGAUCACAGACAAGAUACGGUGAAGACAGAGGGCUGUGAGAGCAAAGAAAACCCCUCUGUUGGCUGUGGACACUACAAAAACUCACUCUGAACUGUUUUCCUGCUUCUUUCUCAUUUUAUGGUUUAUAUAUAUUUUUGGUUUUUGGACUUCUUUCCUUUUGGAGAGCCAAACAAGCUUUCCUAUUUGCUUCCCGAAAAUUAGUCCAGAAUGAAGCAGGGAAGCCAAAUGGUCACAGGCAAUCGUCUGUCUUUGGCUCAUGUCCUGUGUCCUCCUCAACAAGACAACUCACUUUGGAAAAUAGAAAAACUCCUCUUUGUCCUUGAGUCUCAUAGAUCCCAGGGUCCAGACCUGAACCGAACCGAACCAGAUUGAUUAUGGAAACCUUGCAGUCAUUGAGGUGGGAGUCAGGCCGCUAACAGGGCUGACUGAGGCCAACUCCUCUGGGACCGAUAGAAUCACUUAUUGAUUAGUCUGCCGGUUGUUUUAUAGAUUGUUUAGUCAACAGAAGAAAUUUAGUUUAACAUCAAAGAAAAAUGAAAAUCUUUCUCUCUGACAGUUGCUAACUGACAUUCUGUUGAUGGCUAACUGAUUAACUGGAGAACCGUUUCAGUUCAGUUAGAGACUUGACAUUUAAUUGUCAGUCUCGCUGUCUGCCUGUCAGUUAUCAUCAGUUGUUACUGUGACUCAGAUAUUCAGGUGUUCCAGGUGUUCCAGGUGUUCCUGCCUCUGAAUCAGACCCUUUAACCUCGUGUGUAUUUUUCACAGCAGCACUUCAGACUGGUUUCCUUCAUCGUCCUGUGCAGCGUUCACUUUCACCUCAUCCUCAUGAAAUCUGCAGCGACCUGAAACCAAACGAUCCCCUUAAACAGGCGUCUGACGGGGUGACACAGCUGGUGGUGUGUUCAGGGACAUCACCGCAUCUGAAAUUUUAGCUGACCCCUGAACAGAAACUUUUUAAAAUGAAAACAUGUCCUGGCACAUUCCUCUGUCUGAAUUAUUGAUUCGUCUGUGGAUUAUCCUCUCGCCCAGUCAGUUCACUGUUCAGUCACAAAACCUCAGAAAAUAUAUUUUUUUUAAUCACCAGUAAGCCCAAGCUGAGUGCUCAGAUUUCUCCAAAAACCAAAUAUAUAGUUUAACAUCAUAGAAAAGUAUGAAAUGGAACAUUUUUUAUUAAAAAAAAAAAACUUUUAAAAACUUAAAAAUUGACGAGAACUUAAGAAAAUGGUAAAUAUUCAGGUUUGAGAAGGUUUUUCUGAAACCUGGUGAUCUCGUUACACUGCUUGUUUUUUC